ACCGAUCGAGCCAAGAACUUUGCAGUGCGUGAGGGAGUGAGAGAAUGGCGGGUGGCAAAGCAGCUCUCCUGGUGGCCCUGCUGCUCCUGAGCCUGGCCUUGGAGACCCAGGCGGACAGCGGCGGCUACGACCCCGCCCCGACGGCGACGCCGCUCACCACGUCCCACAGGAAGCGGCGUCCGUCUCCGCCGCGCCCUCCCACGCCAACGCUGCCCCCGUACACCCCGUCCCCUCCUGAGCCCACGCCAACGCCGCCGCCGUACACUCCGUCCCCUCCUGAGCCCACGCCAAUACUGCCGCCGUACACUCCGUCCCCUCCUGAGCCCACGCCACCCCCAUACGCCCCGGCCCCGAUGCCAUCUCCCUUCCUCGAGCACGGCGUGGAAGCCGACUCCGCUGGCGUACAGGCUGCCGCCGACUACGAGGAGCCGCCAUCGACGCCGGAUAAUGCUUAGGGCUGUGACCGUGAGUCCCUGCCAAUGCAUGCAGGGCCAUUCUCUCGGAGAUUAAGUAAUAUGUAGUCUGAAUAAUAAUGCAGAUUGCUUGGUUACCCGCCGCUGAUUUGUGUUCGUCCAGAGUUAGCGUACUUUCAUGCAUGUGGGUAUUGCUACUGUUGUGGUGUUACUGUAAAACCAUUAUCUGAUAG
Triticum aestivum (bread wheat) is the source of this 646-nucleotide messenger RNA. Its product is annotated as extensin. Bases 45 to 455 code for a protein of 136 amino acids. The record is from RefSeq and is a predicted model, not a curated record. Lineage: Eukaryota; Viridiplantae; Streptophyta; Magnoliopsida; Poales; Poaceae. The transcript has a single exon.